This is a messenger RNA of Marasmius oreades (fairy-ring Marasmius), 2091 nucleotides long. RefSeq lists its product as uncharacterized. Bases 1 to 2091 code for a protein of 696 amino acids. NCBI's taxonomy places the organism in Eukaryota, Fungi, Basidiomycota, Agaricomycetes, Agaricales, Marasmiaceae. The transcript has 3 exons. The record is from RefSeq and is a predicted model, not a curated record.
AUGGAAACUAUAACUACUCGCCAGAAAGAAAAUGAGGUUGCACAAACCGUUCAAUGCUACAAUGCGCUCGACGGAAAAUUCGGAACUUUGCUGGAAAACAAUGAUUAUUUUGUUACUUCACCGAACUCGGAAACGAUGUACAUGCCUAAUCUGGGUCCGUGCAGAAUCACUCAAAGAAAGGACUUUUAUUAUGGCGCAGACGAUCAUUUGUUGUACCCCCAACCAUUUAUUCCUUUUCGUUGUCACUGGGCUUCUAUUCCACGACGACCACUAUAUGAUAGCGACCCUCUUGCGAAGUGGUGGAAAUCAUUACCAGAUAACGCAUUUAUUAUGGAGAACGGUGCGGUUGAGGGACUCGGAAAAUGGGAUAAGAAACACGUCGCCCGUUAUAGAAAAGAUGUUGACGCCAUUCGUGCACGCGCUUUUUCGUACAAAAUGGCUCGGAGGUCCACGGGGAAAGAAGUAAACGAGCUUGUUUCGGUCUUGAAUGAACAACUGUAUCGGACCCUGCAUUAUUUGACCUCGAUGGUUUUUCCUCUUCUACGUGCGCAACAACUUUGGGCAACAUUUCGUCGAUGGUAUCUUGAGCUACUCGGUGCUCUGGACUGGGUCGAAAUUAUGAAACCGAUUAUGGAUGGGCAGGAACUUCCUACUAGUUCAUCUCGCAAAGUUGCAUCAAAAGCAAUGGGUGCAUUCGUUCACCAUGUCCGAGACUGCGAAAACCUGUUCGUAGCAAGUAUACCUCUAUGGUAUAUCCGACCUCGUUCAGAACUGGCCAAUGUUCAGAUUCGCGACAAACCCACAGAUAUACACUCACCUGCAACGAUAAAAAUCUGUACGGAACCGUUUUCAAAUCGAAUAAUUUAUCAGGGUCGAGCAGACGAUACUCAAAAGGCGCUUGCCAUUGAAAAACACUGUCUCGAAGUCAUUGAUUGCGGCAACCCUUUCGAUUCUGUCUUAGUCGUACACAACACAAUGUCAUCUUCCUCCGAUUCCCCACCUACAUCACACUUUCGUAUCGUCAAAAAAUCAAAAAAUACAAAGAAAAAGAGGGAAUCAAAUCGUGUUGCACCAUAUACAUUAUCGAAGCCUACGAGUUGUCCACAACCGCAACGAGACAAAUUUGCAGAAAUUCGUAACGAAGUCUCUCUGCCUGUUGCAGAUGUGUGGGUUAAAGCUCUUAACGAAAUUGAUCGUACUUUGCGUCCUCCAAAGGAUUCUGGCAAAAACAGCGGAUACGCGUUCCCCGACCCGAAUAUGAUUUUAUUUGCCCCCAAAGAAAAGAGAUUUAGGAUGCUCAAAUCAUGGACCCGUUUUCGUGCAGUCCUUAUCUUUCGUCAUAUGAUGCCUGCAUCUUUCACAUCGGGUGCUUGGACCUCAGAACAAUGGAGGAUCCUUCUAGCACUUUCCGAAACGUACACGUCUUCCACAUCAAACGACGGAUUCAUGGCAAAGCAACGUCAGAGCGUAUAUCACUUAUUGUCUGAAUGUUUCAAGUUCCAUAAAUUGAAGCUGAACCUGGACAACGUCAACACCCAUGUGUUUAGUUGGAGAAACCGUGAAGUCCCUGUUCGUUAUUUGAAUGACGAUGAAGUGGUAAAAGAAAUUGUUUGGGAACUAUUCGAAUUGAAUUUUCGAAUUGAAUUCCAAGCACUUCACCGAAGACUUUGCGUAACGGAACGACAACCAUCACGAAAUUCUAUUGGUGCGAAAUCAUUUGAAGGAAUUUAUUCAUGUUUUUACGACUCGAAGAACGUAAAUAAUCCCACUCAAGUCGACUUCGAUGGAGCAUCAAAAGGUCUCGCUGCUAUAAAUCUGGAAGAUCGAAACCCCUACAUGUUACCAUUUUGCCGUGUUUUAGUCCAAUGGCCAGGAGGCGAUAUCGGAACGGAGUUGUUGAAAAAUUGCACAGUGGAAUCUGAUCUUAUGCAGUCGCAGCUUGCUAAACUGGAAAACUGGGCAGUUCCCUUUUACUGUCAAUCGUUUUAUUCUAUGUAUGGCAGGCCCCCUAUCAUACCACAUUGCCUCGACAAGUUGACUACGCUACCAGAAGAAGUUUACUCAGACUACGGUGACCCGGUUUCCGACUAG